Messenger RNA from Sebastes umbrosus (honeycomb rockfish), 1192 nucleotides. It is a transcript of the gene smco4, whose product is annotated as single-pass membrane protein with coiled-coil domains 4. NCBI's taxonomy places the organism in Eukaryota, Metazoa, Chordata, Actinopteri, Perciformes, Sebastidae. The coding region runs from base 239 to 418 and encodes 59 amino acids. The transcript has 2 exons. The record is from RefSeq and is a predicted model, not a curated record.
GUUUGUUGUCAUGGUGGCAGUCUUGACAGCGGUGUUCCUCCUCCAGCAGCCUCUCCACUGACUGCCACGUCGAGCUCCGUUAGGAGCAACACUUUACUAACUUACUGUACUUUAUGCUGCCGUCUGGGACCGGAGGACAACCAGAGGAGGAGAAAGACAGGAGAAACUAUCAGAGAGGAAACUCUUCUCAACUCGGACUCUCAACUCCGUUUCUGUGAGUGAGCGGUGAGGAGACAUCAUGAGGCAGCUCAAAGGCAAACCCAAAAAAGAAACGUCGAAGGACAAGAAGGAGCGUAAGCAGGCCAUGCAGGAAGCCCGUCAGCAGGUGGCCACUAUAGUACUGCCUACACUGGCUGUAGUGGUGCUGAUCAUCGUUGUUUUCGUCUAUGUGGCCACCAGGCCUGGUGCUAUAGAGUAGACAUUAAUGGUCUACUAAGAAGACAUGAAGUCCCAAACUGACAAUGGCUAUACCCAAAGGAUUACCCCCAUCAUGUGACAACCGUCCCUCUGUAGGCCAGUGACCGGCCGACCAUGUGUCUUAAUGAAAGCCAGCCCCCAAAGUGCAUUUCUUUGCUCUCAGCAGGAUUCAAGCUGCAGAAGGAAGAAAUGAAACUGAGCGGAGAAAGAGUUUCUCCUCGGUGCCUUCAGAUGAAUGACGAUGACUUCCAUUUAAUCCUGUUCAUUUCAGAGCAGCACAUGGAUUCAUGUUGAUGUCUUACAAAAUUAUGCAAUAUCAUGCAUACCAAAGGACUCGUGCAGAGCUUGUCAACUUUGACCAGAGGUGUUAAAAAAAUGUCUAAACUUUUGACGCCGUGCUGUUUUAAAUAUUUCAAGUCAAUGCAACAUGAGCCUGGUCUCUUACAUGUACCACUCUCUGGACAGCACUCACACCUAUCUGUAUGCAUAGUAUGUAUGAGAAGUGUUUUAGUGACAAAGAAGGAUUCAGUUUGAACAUCCGAAUGCAGCUCAAGAGGAUCUUAUUGAAUGUAAUUACAGAUUGCGUUUUUUUAAGUCCCAAUUUGUUCAAACACACACCCUAAUUUUUUUAUGUGAAUGUUACCCAAUUUGUUUCCAAUAAGUUAUUGACAACUAUACCUUUGAGUCACUUGUGACAUCUGUGCAGAUGUAAUAAGGUGCCUUAACAGAUUUGCAACUGGAUUAUUUCAGUUCAAUAAAUGAUUUUUUCAAAUAA